This is a messenger RNA of Colletotrichum paranaense, 735 nucleotides long. Its product is annotated as acetyltransferase. The transcript has 2 exons. Gene Ontology annotation, molecular function: acyltransferase activity, transferring groups other than amino-acyl groups. The record is from RefSeq and is a predicted model, not a curated record. NCBI's taxonomy places the organism in Eukaryota, Fungi, Ascomycota, Sordariomycetes, Glomerellales, Glomerellaceae. Bases 1 to 735 code for a protein of 244 amino acids.
AUGAUGGCAACGUCGGCGGCAGAUUUGGCUUCGAUGCCACUGCAGCAUAACGUCUGCGUCGCGACGGCGCGGUUGCGGCUGCGGCCCGUGGAGGCGGGUGAUUUGCGUGCGAUUCAUCGGAUGAGGUUGGAUUCUGAGGUUAUGCGGUACAUGCCCGGCGUCGAGACCGUGGUUGUGGCGGAGGAGAGUCGACGGAGUAUCGAGAGGGUACGACUCAUGAUGAAGGAAGGGGGGUUCUCAUUUGCUGUUAUGCAGAGAAAUCACCCGACAGAUGGACAAACUAAGAAAACCGAUAACGACACCGAAGCGAACGAGGUAACGGCGGAGGCAGCCGUGAUUGGAUUCAUCGGCAUCACGAGCCCGCCGCAGAUAUUCUACAUUUUCCAACGAGCGUCUUGGGGGAUGGGGUACGCCACUGAGGCGCUGCGGGCGUUUUUAGGGGCGUAUUGGGCUCGACGAAGAGGUCCCCACGGGACGGACUGCGUGCCCGACGGCGGACGGAGAUUGUUUUCGAGGCCGGAGGACAGCAGUGAGGUAGAAGGAGGAAGAUGGUAUGGAGAAGAGAAAGGAGAAGGGCUUGGGAACGUGCUGGAGGCGCAUGUCCAUGAUGGAAACGUGGGCAGUGAAACGGUGCUGCGGAGGUGCGGGUUUGAGUUUGCGUGGGAGACGGUCACGUCUGCGCAUGGACGGGAUGAUGUUAGGUGUAUGGUGUAUCGAAUAGAGCGGCCGGAAUGA